Piliocolobus tephrosceles (Ugandan red Colobus) is the source of this 312-nucleotide messenger RNA. RefSeq names its product ubiquitin-conjugating enzyme E2 variant 2-like. The record is from RefSeq and is a predicted model, not a curated record. The transcript has 2 exons. Lineage: Eukaryota; Metazoa; Chordata; Mammalia; Primates; Cercopithecidae. Bases 1 to 312 code for a protein of 103 amino acids.
AUGGCGGUCUCCACAGGAGUUAAAGUUCCUCGUAUUUUUCGCUUGUUGGAAGAACUUCAAGAAGGACAAAAAGGAGUAGGCGAUGGUACGGUUAGCUGGGGCCUUGAAGAUGAUGAAGAUAUGACACUUACAAGGUGGACAGGCAUGAUUAUUGGGCCACCAAGGGUGGAUGCCCGGAGCAUACCAGUGUUAGCAAAAUGGCAAAAUUCAUAUAGCAUUAAAGUUGUACUUCAAGAGCUAAGACAUCUAAUGAUGCCCAAAGAAAAUAUGAAGCUUCCACAGCCACCAGAAGGACAAACACACAACAAUUAA